Molecule: messenger RNA, 1396 nt
Organism: Daphnia magna
Lineage: Eukaryota; Metazoa; Arthropoda; Branchiopoda; Diplostraca; Daphniidae
Product: carboxypeptidase A1-like
Exons: 10
Coding region: 61-1335 (424 amino acids)
Biological process (GO): proteolysis
Molecular function (GO): zinc ion binding; metallocarboxypeptidase activity
Source: RefSeq, a predicted model, not a curated record
UACAACACAUAACAGUCUGGUUGUAUCGUAUAUACAGUUCCCAUCUACGUAUGCUUGUUAAUGAUCCGACUAGACGGCCAAGAAAUGAAGAAUUGCAUCCUCCUUGUCUUCGGCUUGUUAGCCCUAGCAACGGCGGCUAAACUUAAUUACACCGGGCACAAGGUGAUUCGUGUUAUUCCCGAGACUAAGGAGCAGUUGGAGUUCUUGCGUGAUUGGGAAUCAAGCAGUGAAAUCGAUUUUUGGCUGCUACCGUCUAGCGCGAGACGCUUUGCAGACAUUCGCGUUAGUCCCGAAUCGUACGCUCAUGUUGCUGCCAGAUUGGCUGACAUGAAAAUGAGCCAUACCGUCCAUAUUGCUGAUGUCGGAGAACUUGAACGGCAAGAACAACACAACAUGGCACAACGCAUUGCAAUCUUUAACGGUGAAAAGGCUAUUGAUGUCGAGAAUUAUCACACGUACGAAGAGGUGAUGGCCUAUUUAGCCGAAUUGGCUAACACCAACCCAUUAGUUUCAACAAAGGUUGGAGGAACAAGCGAAGAAGGUCGUGAUAUCGUCCAAGCGAUUAUUAGCAGUGAUCUUUCAGCAAACAAACCGGUCCACUUUUUCGAUUGCAAUAUCCAUGCUAGAGAAUGGAUUACAGCGGCUACUUGCGUGUGGAUCAUCGACCAGAUAACAACUGGAUAUGGCUCCGAUCCGGAGAUUACUUCGCUCGUUGACCAGUACGAUUGGAAAUUUGUUCCUAUUGCCAAUCCAGAUGGAUACGCCUAUACUUGGAAUACUGAUCGCAAUUGGCGGAAGAAUCGUCUUGUUAACAAUGGAUCGACGUGCGUCGGUGUCGAUGCUAACCGCAAUUUUCCGAUCGGUUUUGCUGGAUCUGGUUCCUCCAGCGAUCCCUGUUCAGGAACUUAUCAUGGAAUUGCCGCAUUCUCCGAGCGCGAGGCCAGCGCCCUUAGAGACUUGAUUGCCGCUGAUCGUGGCAGAGUUAAAACAGCUAUCUCUAUGCAUUCUUAUUCACAAAUGUUUCUUUCACCUUACGGCUACACCACCGAUUUACCUGCGGAAUAUCCUGAGAUGUUCCGUGCCAUGGAAAUCGCUGUGAAUGCGUUAACAUCCACGUACGGGACACCCUAUACCUACGGAAAUACCGCUGUUACCAUUUACAUAGCAUCUGGUGACACCACGGAUCAUUACUACGAGAGCGAAGGGGUUGUUCAUUCAUACACUAUAGAACUUCGAGACUCGGGUACUUAUGGUUUCCAAUUACCGCCCGAUCAAAUUGUUCCAACGGCCACCAAAACCUGGAAUGGAUUGAAAGCAAUGAUCAAUGCUAUUUGAGAGUCGUUUGUAACGUCUUCCCCAUUGUAGUUAACGCAGAAUAAAACGAAAUGCCACUUUG